AUGUUCUUUUGCGAGGAGAAGGAACCGCGCAAGAUCGCAAAGAAGACUAUCGAUGAAGGGGGUCUUCUAAAGAAUCUCGCUGGGUUCAGAACUGGACACCUCGAUAGGAUACCUAGGGUAGGGAGGUUGAUACAGCCUGCAGCCCGACAGGAAGAAGCUCAACAGUCGAGCGAAUCUGGCUCAGUACCCGAAGUCUACUUCGAUCCCUCAAAUCCUAUCAAGGCGAUUGGGAUGCCAAUAUUCAUCAAACAGGCCGAUAGUACUCUACGGAAAGCAACAGCUAAUGCUGUCUUCGAUGGCCAAAGAUGUGUCUACCUGUCCGUCUCACAUGUAUUCUUUAACGACACAUUGCCACCACCAGCCCGAUCAAUUGCACUCGAAAACGAAUUUAAUUUUGGAAGUGGAACUGAGGAUGAAGAUGAAGAAGAGUGUCGGGAUGCAACAUCAUGCGCGAGUGUUAGCUCAUUUGAGGAAAGUGCAGACGAUCAGCCGAAAUCGCUAACUUCCAAGUCUAAUUCCUCAACAAUGUCGCCCGUACCCUCAACCCCGAACAAUCAAGACUUCCCAGACAUGGCAAGCUUGGUACUUUUGGGCCAGCUGACAACAUUUUCUGUAGAUCUGGAUUGGGCUGUAAUCGAUAUCCAUCACAGCGGGGUCCAUUCUGCCGUCUAUGAGCUCAAAACGAACAUACAGAGUGAACGUGUUCAAGAGAAGUUGAUAUCCAAAACCGAGAGUGUAAAUAUUGUUGCGGAAACUUCCCGAGGCCCUAUCAACGGACAAUUAUCUCAUAUGGCAAUUUACAUGCGACUUCCAAAUGCUACCUGUUUUCAAGAAGUCUACCAAGUCACAUUGGACUCUGCUCUUGAAUGGGGGGAUUGUGGAGUUCAGAUCUUGAACACCGUGACUGAGCAGCCCUACGGUCACGUCGUUGUGAGUUCUGCAACAAAAAAGGUUGCAUAUAUCGUACCAGCAACCCCCGUCUUCCAAAAAUCUGGAACCCGAUAG
This is a messenger RNA of Alternaria atra, 1005 nucleotides long. RefSeq lists its product as uncharacterized. NCBI's taxonomy places the organism in Eukaryota, Fungi, Ascomycota, Dothideomycetes, Pleosporales, Pleosporaceae. The transcript has a single exon. Bases 1 to 1005 code for a protein of 334 amino acids. The record is from RefSeq and is a predicted model, not a curated record.